AUUUCACCAAAUCGCAUUUUGCGAAUUGUUCUCCCACUUUCAUGACUUUCGACCGAUUUUGUAGCUUUCUUGAAGGUUGAUACGAUGAAUGUAAUGGAGAGACGUGGUAUGGUGCUCCUUGCGGGGAAUUCGCACCGUGAUUUGUCUACUCGUAUAGCUGAGAGAAUUGGCGUAAGGUUGUCAGAUCUCUCGGCCUACAGGAAAUCAAACCGUGAAACAACUGUAGAGAUAGCUGAAUCGGUGAGAGGAAAGGAUGUCUACAUCAUACAGACAGGAACAAAAGAUGUUAACAAUGAUGUGAUGGAGUUACUAGUCCUGGCGUAUGCCUGUAAGACAUCUAGUGCCAGGCGUAUAAUUGGUGUCCUUCCCUACCUCCCUUACUGCAAGCAAAGCAAGAUGAGAAAACGUGGCUGCAUCGUCUCUAAGCUGCUCGCCAAAAUGUUGGUCAAAUCAGGGAUUGAUCAUAUCAUCACCAUGGAUCUUCACCAGAAGGAAAUCCAGGGCUUCUUCGAUAUCUCUGUAGACAACCUCAGAGCGUCACCAUUUCUUCUGCAGUAUAUACAAGAACAGAUCCCAGACUUCAGAAAUGCUGUGAUAGUUGCCAGAAAUCCCAACUCAGUGAAGCGGGCUACAUCUUAUGCCGAGAGGCUGCGAUUGGGGAUUGCUGUAAUUCAUGGAGAGGAAAAAUCCGAGUCUGAGAAAGAUGAUGGCAGGAACUCGCCCCCUCCUCAGGAUGCUCACAGUCACACUCACCAGAGGGCGAUGGGGCUCGAGAUGCUGCCAGGUAUCAUUCCAGUCAUGCAGGCUAAAGAGAAACCACCAAUCAAUAUCGUUGGUGAUGUCGGCGGAAGGAUUGCAAUUAUCGUUGACGAUAUGAUCGACGAUGUCGAGGCAUUUGUCACAGCUUCUGAGGUGCUGAAGGAAAGGGGUGCUUACAAGAUUUAUGUGAUGGCCACCCAUGGCCUGUUAUCCUCUGAUGCGCCAAGGCUUAUUGAGAAUUCACCUAUAGAUGAGGUCGUGGUAACCAACACUGUGCCACAUGACGUUCAGAAAAUGCAGUGCCACAAAAUAAAGACCGUCGAUGUUAGCGUGAUGCUGUCUGAAGCCAUCCGGAGGAUACAUUAUAAUGAGUCCAUGUCCUAUCUCUUCAAGAAUAUCUCAACGGAGGAUUAAACGGUUUACCUGCGGGAGAGACAUGAACAACUCCUAAAAUGUGCUUGCUCUUAGAAUUGCUUACUGGCAUUUGUAAAUCCCUCUUGUCACUUGAAAAUAAUUUCAAUAAGUGACUUGGCCUCUUGAAUUUGUUUCCCACCAUUCGGAUAGUCUGUAGGAUAUGUGAUUUGGGAAAAAUUGUUCUGUAAAUAUGAAACCUCCUUGAAAGUCAUUGAGUUAAACUAUGUUUCGUUAAGUGUAUGUUUUGUACCGAGUGUUCUGUUGUUUUGAUAAUCAUGUUAGCAAAUAGGAAACAAUGUGUGCAGAAAAAUCAUCAUUUUCCUCAAAUUUGUGGUAUUUAAUACAAAGAUGUAAAUUGUGAGUGAAUGUCAUUUUGUUGAUGAUAGUGACUCAGAUGACAGAGGAUGAAAGAUACAUGAAGUGUAUAAAAAAAGUGAAGACAGUGAAGACAGUAUAUCAUGCAUUUAUACUCAAACCUGAAAUCCAGGUCUCUGACUUGGACCUGUCAAUAUGUUUGUUUGUGUUCUGGUGGAUGUUUAAAAAACACUAAAGAUCUGUAUUUACAUGUAAAUGUCCAGAUUUGUACCUUUCAACUGCUAUGCCUGUAACAAAAAGUAGCUGGAUAAAUUAAAAUCUAUUGGUUAGCUAACACACUUUCUCCUAUCAUGCGUAAAUUAACUCUUCAACGACUGAUGAAUAUGAAUAUGAUUUUGGUUUUUUAGGUGGUCGUGACAAACACAGUGCCACACGAUCUCCAGAAACUUCAGUGCUGCAAAAUCAAGACGGUGGAUAUGAGUGCUUUCUUUGCUGAAGCGAUCCGGCGAAUAUAUCACGAUGAACCUAUGAAUCGAUUUCUUUCGUCGAUUGAUGAAUAACUUUGAACACAAGAAUAUCUUGUAUAAAUUGUUUGUUUUAUGCCUUUAGUAUUAGAUUCAGUUUAUUUCAAAUUAAUCAAGUGAUAUAAUGUACAUGAACGUCUUGUAUUUUUUUAUCAUCAAUAAGAUGUAAUGCCACUUACAAAGACUUACAUGCAGACAAAAUGGUAAAUAACUUGUUUGUGUUAUGUAUGAUCUGGGCUAGUCUAGGUGACAGAUUUGUUUGGUUUCAGGAGGGGGAUCUUCUUGAUAAAAGCCAGUAACUCUUUUGCACUUUGUUACAUUUUCAGUUGUUAUUCUCGGUUGUUUUAUGGGCAGAAGCUUCUGUCCUAUUAUGAUUUAAAUGUGUUGGUUUGGGGUUGGUCAGGCUAAUGCAUGCUUUUAUUUCAUUUAUCAGUGUGGGGAACUAAUUAUGAAUUUAUGCAUGUGAUGGCUGGAGUUAAAUGUAAACUGGGUAUUAUCAAAAAUAUAUAAGGCGAACUUUUGUGUUCAUUGUUGAAACAGUUUGUUAGAAGGUAUUGAAAAACACCAGUGAAGUUUUUUCAAGGAAAUUCUGUAUGAUAAUGUACAAAUAUUUUGAACAAGUUGAAAACUAACUGAUUCAUUAUACAUGUAGUUGAUGAAUACCAGAGACUACUGUUUGUUAUAUUGUUUUGCUUGUGUUGAAGACACGCAAAGUGCAAAUUACUUUGUAGGUAACGACAUCUGAUUUGGUCUUUCGCUUCUAUGCCGUCUGCUGAUCUUAAAGAUCAGUUGAUUACAUACAUGUAUGUAAAUGCACAAGUGCACACAUUCUGUUUAUUUACUUGUACAUGUAGAUCUUUUGGUGAUGAAUUUCAAUAAAACUAUUUCUGUAUGAA
Molecule: messenger RNA, 2908 nt
Organism: Lineus longissimus
Lineage: Eukaryota; Metazoa; Nemertea; Pilidiophora; Heteronemertea; Lineidae
Product: phosphoribosyl pyrophosphate synthase-associated protein 2-like
Exons: 8
Coding region: 85-1173 (362 amino acids)
Biological process (GO): purine nucleotide biosynthetic process; 5-phosphoribose 1-diphosphate biosynthetic process
Cellular component (GO): cytoplasm; ribose phosphate diphosphokinase complex
Molecular function (GO): ribose phosphate diphosphokinase activity; ATP binding; magnesium ion binding
Source: RefSeq, a predicted model, not a curated record